Molecule: messenger RNA, 2192 nt
Organism: Phytophthora nicotianae INRA-310
Lineage: Eukaryota; Oomycota; Peronosporomycetes; Peronosporales; Peronosporaceae
Exons: 1
Coding region: 87-2072 (661 amino acids)
Source: RefSeq, a predicted model, not a curated record
GUUGCCUAUCGCAUAGCAUACUCAAGUGUUCGGAGAGCCCCAGGAAGAGCUUGUCACGCGUGGCCGCAUCUGCUGGCACUCGCAAGAUGCUGAGUGUGCCUCUGAUGCUGUUCCGGGGCGGAGACGCGUCCCUGGGCUCUGAGAUCCGCGUACUGGCGGCGCGCUCCAAAGCUCCAGCCGGUGAGUGGGUCGGCCGGUUCCUCACGGGGUUGGGAUCACACUUGACAACUUUGAGGGAGUUCAACACGCCGCCGUUAGAGGUUAAGAGACUAGAAAAUGCAGAAUGCAAUCGACAAAAUGCAACAGUGGAGCUCAGAGGGGGUGACAGCGACCGUCAGGAGCGGCCAUCCAGUAGUCCGUGUCCCUCCUCUUCCAGUAGCAGCAGUGACGAUAGCAGCAGUGCCAGUAGUGGAAGUUCCAGCUCGGAUUCAAGUGACGGUUCCAAUAGCCCCAGCGACAGUGAAGAGGAGGCUCCACCACCACCUACGAACGGUGGAGGUGGCAACGGAGGAGAUGAACAGAAGAAGAAAGACAACGAGGAUGACGAUGGACAUAGCAGUGACUCUAGCAGUGACAGUUCAGCAGAUGAGAGUGAUCAAGAGGAGGACGACGGGGUUAUGAUCGACACAGAUGACGAAAAGGACAAGGCUCUCGAUUUAAUUGACCCAACCGAUGAGGAUUUGAGUGAGAGCGAUGGAAGCUCGGACCUAGAGAACUCGUACCCACAGCUACCCUCUGCCCCAGUGGACACGCUGAUUGCUUUCCGACAGCGAGCUGCACAGAAAGAAUUGCAACUGAACGAGAAACUCAAGAAGGAGGUGAUAGAAGAGGCCAAACAACGACUUCAAGAGCGACAGCAAGCUCUACGAUCCAAGAAGAAGAAAAAAUCGUCGCAGUCCAAACGACGACAGAGUGACGGUAUGUCCAACGGGUCGAAUCGCACGAACGGCAUCACCGGCACUGCCGACACUGCGGAGGAUGAGUGGAUGGUGGACUGUUCGUGCGGACUCAAGGAGAAAAACUAUGACGACGGAACGUCCAUGAUCCAGUGCGAUAGCUGCUCUCACUGGGUGCAUGCGAAAUGUGCAGACAAGCAGCCAGAGGCUGUGGCUCAGGAGAAAUUCCUGUGCUUUCGUUGUGGCUGGAUGUUUGACUGCGUGUGUGAAAUUCGCCGUCGACCCAACCACGAUGAUGGCCAACGUAUGGUUGAGUGCGAAAGCUGUGAAACAUGGCAACAUACAAUGUGCGUGGGCAUCCCGAUGACAGAGGAGCCAGCGGAUGACUACAGGUGUCCCAGAUGUGUGAAGAAAGCUCGCCGGCGCAAUUCUGCAUCGAAGAGCAGUGGACGUCGUGAUAGACAACGAAAGCGAAGCCACACGGAGCAGUCGCGAAGCCAGCGGAAAAGCAGCGAUCCGUCUCCGUCGGUUGCGGUGGACGUUCGCUCUGCUGCUCGCUCGAUAGAUACGGUAACAACGCCGACCCGUUCCCACAGGAGCAGGCGUCGUGAACCGAAGGAAUCGCCCAAGAUGGAGAGGAAAGCUCCUCUAGCUUCAUCACCUUCGCCUCCUCCUGUUCCGGCAGUUUCUCCUCCGCCCACUCCUCCUCCGCCCCCUUCAACUCCCCCACCACCUUCGGUUGGAUCUACACGUGAUCGCAAUCACAGCCGCGUGAAGCGAAGAAGCGAGAGGGAACGAGAACAUUCAUCUACGUCUGGUAGCCCUUCACAUCGCAAGCGUGGCCGAUCAAUGGGUAAUAGUCCUUCGUCUUCGAGCAAGGCAGAACCGAGCGAUAAGGACCAACAUGCUGCACCACCAACUACUGUGACGCCGUCCCCAAGAGGUAAAGGGCUCAUGCUUCGUGGCUAUUCUCCUGCUUCUGCCCGAGCGGAUGCUCCCUCGUCACGAUCAAUGGACGUACGCCCUCCGCUUCCUCUCACCCCGCCGUCAGGAGGCAGUGGCCACAGCAACAGCAGCCAGAACAGUCAUGGUCAAGUUGGCCGGAAGCGUAAGGCUAGCUCAGCGAGGGAUCGGCUAGCGAAGAAGCUCAAAAUUAGGAAGCCCUCGCUGCGGUAAACAUAUCCACGUUUUGAACGACCGACAGUGAGAACGGGAGUAUUUGGAUGUAGCGGAGGAUGGGAUGGUUAUUACGCUACGAAACACGUAGUUAUUCAUUUGCGUUUUUGAUUUCCAAGA